Molecule: messenger RNA, 1506 nt
Organism: Acanthocheilonema viteae
Lineage: Eukaryota; Metazoa; Nematoda; Chromadorea; Rhabditida; Onchocercidae
Source: the annotation of a GenBank genome assembly
AUGGAUGAAAUAGCUGGUGAAUAUCUCUCGUCGACUGAGAAAACAUUUGCUGAAAGUACAACAUCACAGCCUAUUCGAUUAUGCGAUUUGUGCCAUAAAGAUUCAUGGAAAUAUCGUUGUCCACGUUGCUCAUUUCGUACUUGUUCAUUGCCGUGCUCCAAAGAACAUAAAACGAAAUAUGAUUGUUCUGGUGAGCGUGACAAAUCAUUUGAUAUUAUCAAAAGGCUUGUUGAUUACUCGUCAUCGGUAGCUGUUGAUGACGAAAAAUUUCUCAGUACUGUUACAACAUCACUGAAUAAUGCUGCCGAACGUUUGACAGGAAUAAAUCAUGCAAAUACUUCUCAUUCUCUACAACAAUCAAAAGAAAAUGAAAAUAAACUUGAAAUUGCUGCUGACAUUGCAACAGAAGAGACUACUGCAACUCUUCAUGAACAACAUUGCACAAAUGGAGUGGAAGAUAAUGAGAGUAGUUUGAUGGAUGAAACGAAUGAUGAAAAAGAAAUGACACCAUCACAAAUUGAUGGUGGGAAAGAGUUAACAGUGGGGCAUAUGGAAUGGAAAGCUAUGGCUACGAAGCGUUACUUACUCAACAACGCUCAUCGAAGGCGUAUUUGGCUUACUCUCACUCCUAACAGGGAGGGUAACAGUUCUCGCCAUGAGCAUUUUUCGGAUACUAUAUUCUGGACUAUAAGAAUAAUUUUUCGUCGGGAAGAACAGGAAACUGGAAAACAAGUUGUUGAAGAUGGAUAUACAGUGAAUAAUAUUCCGGAAAGUAUAUCAGUAACAACACUUUUGCGACAAUUCAUUAAGCCUAAAAUGGUGGGACCAGUUGUUAGUAAAUCAGAUCUUGAUGCUGAGAAGAUGGCACCUUUCCAAGAAGCCGGUAUGGAUAAGUUGAUGGUUUAUAUGCCUGUGCCUAUUGAAGAAAAACAACGUUUUUAUGUAAUAGAUCUUUCAAAGACAAUUCUCGACAACAUGCGAAAUCGUUUCAUUUUGGAGCAUCCAACAUUCAUUGUUACAUUGGAUAAUCAGUUUAAUGAUUAUGUUAUGCUCAGUGAGCAGGAAGCGCGAGAACUUCGAGAAUUACAAAAGCAGAAAAAUCGAGAUGAAAAUCAAAAUGUUAUGCAGAAUAAUCUCCGCGGGAGAAAUCGCUUUGAUAAUGGCCGAUUUAUAUUUCGUGGACGAGGUAAUGGGCGGGAAGGGCUCAAAAGACCGUAUAAUUUAGCAGAUGUUAGAGGCGGUCGAGGAUCAGGAAGACCGUGGAAGUGUGGUCGACCAUUUCGAGGCGGCUACCAUCAAAAGCGCGAUUUCUAUGAAAGGAAUGAUGGACGAAGCACACCGAGAGCUCCAGAUUUUGGAAUGCAGGAUUGCAAUUGGCGUCCACUGAUUUCUUCACAAUCGGGAGACCCGAUUAUGGAAGCGUGGUCAAGAGCUCUUGAGGGUAAAACAAAAAAAGAAAUUCCUUCAAAUAUGAACAGCUCAGGCGAAGUUCAAACUAUCUCAUAA